Aspergillus vadensis CBS 113365 is the source of this 486-nucleotide messenger RNA. RefSeq lists its product as uncharacterized. The transcript has 2 exons. The coding region runs from base 1 to 486 and encodes 161 amino acids. Lineage: Eukaryota; Fungi; Ascomycota; Eurotiomycetes; Eurotiales; Aspergillaceae. The record is from RefSeq and is a predicted model, not a curated record.
AUGCAUGCAACUGGCCCGCCCCAAUACAAGCGGCUACAGGCUCUGCGGACGGUUUUAGGACUUGAGACCUCGCAUGCUGAGACGUCUCGCAUACAGUAUGCGCAAAACCCUGUCCGGAUCGGUGCCGGUAGCUACCCCGUGGGGACGGAGAAACAUGAUAACGCACAGCGUGAUGAUGGCGAUCUAGGGGCCUUAGAUCAUUCCGGUACAAGCCCCAGCCUGAUAGCGGACGGUAGCGAGGGGGACUAUGGCCAAGGGCAGGUCUUUCCUCUUCUAAAUAAGUACAACUAUCUGAACGGGUGGAGUAAGUGUAACGUUGCCGUUCUCUUAACUAGACUGACACAAAUCAGCGCUUUGGAGUCCAGCAUGAGGGAGCAGAAGCAGUGGAAUCAGGAUAUUAAAAAAACAGUAAACCAAAUCCACCGGUCCUUAUUUAGCAGCGGCACUAAAAGAGGUACAACACGCAGCAAGGCCACCAACUCUUGA